CCCAAGGCCGACUUGAAUACUGAAGAGAUUUGACACAAAGGACCAAGAGGUCAGCAAAUGCGACCUCAAUGGGGGCCACAGUCAACAUCGAAAAGCUACACAGAGGCAACGACGAUGCGUGGGCUUUCAAAGCGCAGAUGCUUUGGAUUAUGACCAGCAUGUGUGACUCCCUGACCGGCACGGUUAGUAAGCCCCUGAACAGUUACGGCGCCGCUGACAACAAGCACAGACAGGAUGAGGCAUUGGCGACGCUGGCGCUUGUUAUUGACGACAAGAUCACCGGCUCGAUUCGCAUGGUGAAGGCGGCUAAAGAACUGUGAAGAACAUUGGAAGCCAAGUACCAGCCCUAGAAAUGAUCUGUCCCCUUCAUUCUCAAAGGGACGAUUGAAUCGUUAACAAGGGUUCUGCGGAGAGCAUGCAUAAGUACCUCGACCGCAUCGCAACGGCGCAAGACAAGUUCUUAGCACAAGAAGUCAAAAUAUCAGCGACUUUUUACUACCUCGCCGCCCACAUCAGACUAGACUCAUGCUACGACAACAUUGUCCAGGUUCUCGAGUAACCUUGGCAAUCAGUUGGCAAAGGAACUACGAUGCAACACUAUUCCGGGAAGAACUUUGCCAACGUCGCGAAGCCAGCGAGACAAUUAGCAGCGUC
Tilletiaria anomala UBC 951 is the source of this 654-nucleotide messenger RNA. RefSeq lists its product as uncharacterized. Bases 69 to 320 code for a protein of 83 amino acids. NCBI's taxonomy places the organism in Eukaryota, Fungi, Basidiomycota, Exobasidiomycetes, Georgefischeriales, Tilletiariaceae. The record is from RefSeq and is a predicted model, not a curated record. The transcript has a single exon.